UUGUGAUAACAAAACAUGACUUCAUCAAAAGUCCCUUUUGUGGUGCUCCAAUCUUUCUCCAACCUGCAUCUCAACAUGCCGGUGAUUGGAUUUGGCAGUGCUUCAUUUUCUAGCACCGGCGAUGAGACGAAAGUGGCAGUGCUAGAGGCUAUAAAACUUGGUUAUAGACACUUCGAUACAGCUUCAAUAUAUGGGUCAGAAGAGGGCCUUGGAGAAGCAAUAGCUGAAGCACUUCAACUUGGCAUCAUAGGGUCUAGACACGAACUCUUUAUCACUUCCAAGCUCUUUUGCUCCGAUAAUCAUCCUCAUCUUGUUGUUCCUGCUCUUCAGAAAACACUUCAGUCUCUAAAAUUAGAAUGUGUAGAUCUUUAUUUGAUCCACUGGCCCAUUACUGUGAAGCCUGGAAAUUUGGAGUUUCCUUAUGCUGAAGAGUCCGUAAUGUCAUUUGACUUAAAGGGUGUGUGGACAGCAAUGGAGGAAUGCCAAAAACUAGGCCUCACAAAAUGUAUUGGAGUCAGCAACUUCAGCUGCAAAAAACUUGAAAAUCUACUCUCCUUUGCUACAAUUCCUCCUUCUAUCAACCAAGUUGAGAUGAAUCCAACAUGGCAACAAAAGAAGCUCAGAGAAUACUGCCAAGCAAAAGGUAUAAUCAUAACAGCAUACUCCCCUUUAGGAGCCAAAGGGACCAUUUGGGGUGCCAAUGAUGUUAUGGACAAUGAAUUGCUCAAGGAAAUUGCAGAGGCUCAUGGCAAAUCUGUUGCUCAGGUAUGUCUUAGAUGGUUGUAUGAGCAAGGCGUAACUAUGGCUGUUAAGAGCUACAACAAGGAGAGAAUGAAGCAAAAUUUGGAAAUAUUUGAUUGGUCACUUACAAAAGAUGGCUACGAAAAGAUUAAUCAGAUCAAGCAGAAUCGUAUGGUCAAGAAUGGACCACUAAAGUCCAAUGAUGACCUUUGGGAUGGAGAAAAUUAAUACAAUAAUCUGAAAGUUGUUCACAAUAGUAAAAAAUAUUAGAUUUUGCAUUAAAAAAAAAAAAAAAACUAAGUUGUGGAAAGCCUAAGAUCUAGAAGAAGAACACGAUAAGAAACUUAUUAUUAUUAUUAUUUUGUUUUACUUUGCAAUUCAUACGACGCCUACUUAUAUAGAAUUUCAAAAAUUGUGACGUACUUCCAUGAUACCAAAUUUUAAGGAAGUAAUUCCUAAUUAGUGUACUAUCGUA
Messenger RNA from Gastrolobium bilobum, 1216 nucleotides. RefSeq names its product NAD(P)H-dependent 6'-deoxychalcone synthase-like. The transcript has 4 exons. The coding region runs from base 16 to 969 and encodes 317 amino acids. Gene Ontology annotation, molecular function: aldose reductase (NADPH) activity. Gene Ontology annotation, cellular component: cytosol. The record is from RefSeq and is a predicted model, not a curated record. NCBI's taxonomy places the organism in Eukaryota, Viridiplantae, Streptophyta, Magnoliopsida, Fabales, Fabaceae.